AGGGAGAGAGAGGCACGAGCUUGAAUACAAAUCAGACUCCCCGUCGCACACACGCGCAUUCUCUGCAGCCGCACUGGAGAGCUGCGGUUGAGGUGACGCUUUAAUCUCUCACGCCUCAUUAAGGAGGAUCCGCCUGUGCAUGCGAGUGCGGUUUGCACACAGACCGUGAGCGCAUCUGCAUACGCUAAUGUGAGGAAACGCUCCACGAGAAAAAUCCCGUGUGGGUGGGAGGAUAGAAGGAAGGACGAGGAGAGGAAAGCUGCACAGGAGUUCCAUGGCAAACGCGCGUUAUGGCCACUGCAUAGGAAUCCAUCGCGACGGCUGCAGGGUGUGAAACUAAAGUGGGAGAGCGUGAGGAGGAACAGAGCAGAAAGAAGAGGGAUCUACAAUGGCAGCAGAAGAGAAGCCUGCUGUGAAGAGCAGUAGCUCCAUUGUACCAUGUUUCCUAUUUGUGGAGCUGGUGAUCAUGGCAGGCACCGUUCUCCUGGCAUACUACUUCGAAUACACGGACACCUUUCCCGUACACGUCCAGGGAUUCUUCUGCUUCGAUAAGACGUUCUCCAAGCCUUACCCUGGACCGGAUGAGACCAGUAACGUACCACCGGUGCUCGUGUACUCUCUGGUUGCUGCGAUUCCUACUAUAACCAUUCUGGCUGGCGAGGUGAUGGCGUUUUUCAUGAGGUCGGAGGGCGCGCAGGAGAAGACCAUAGUCACAGCCGACUGCUGUUACUUCAACCCCCUGCUGAGACGCGUCAUACGCUUCCUAGGUGUCUAUACCUUUGGCGUGUUCACCACCACCAUCUUUGCCAAUGCUGGACAGGUGGUGACAGGAAACCAGACGCCUCACUUCCUGUCAGCGUGCAGACCAAACUACACAGCACUGGGCUGCCAUUCCAACUUACAGUACAUCACAGAGCGCAAAGCCUGCACAGGAAACCCCCUCAUAGUGGCAUCUGCACGGAAAUCAUUUCCCUCCAAGGAUGCGGCCCUCAGUGUUUAUUCGGCAGUGUAUACAGUGAUGUACGUGACGUUGGUGUUUAGGACUAAAGGGACGCGUCUGACCAAACCCACACUAAGUCUGACUCUGCUGUGUCUGGCCAUGUUGGUGGGUGUGGUCAGAGUGGCUGAAUACCGCAACCACUGGGCCGACGUCCUCGCUGGAUACUUCACUGGCGGAGCCAUCGCUGUCUUUCUGGUGACGUGUGUGAUCAACAACUUCCAGCAGGCAAAGCCCCCACCCCCACCAGCGCGACCCCAGCGUCCUGAGUCUGUGCUGGGCAUGCCCAUGGUAGCGCUGCCCUGCGUAGAGAGUCCACUUGAAAAGUUAAGUGGCACUCAGACUCCAAGGGGAUCUCCAUUCACUGAGAUCACAUGACCAUCAGCCUCAUCGGUUCCCCGUCCCCCCCGAUGUCCUCAUACCGUCUCGCUCCAUUUCCAGCGAAGUCUAGACCAGCCGUCCCAGCACACGCGCCACUGCGCCGCCCACUCCGCGGGACGCUCCGCCACUCUGCACCGCUCCUACUCGACACAGGUCUAGAUUUCCUCACCUCCAACCCAUCAUCCUCCAUAUUCCUCCAUGCUGCCGAUAGGGCCUCCACAAACCGCUCAAACAAACGACGAGAAGCACUUUUCGAGAGCCUGUUCAAAGAUGUCGAACGCCUGAACGAAAGCCAGAAAUCACAGGUAGGCGUCUCACUCUUGCCAGAGGGUUUGUUUGGACUGUGGGUGGAGGAUUUGCACCUAUUUAGACCUCAAACCUCAACCUGACCUAUUUCCUGGGGAACCGAUGAAGAAGUCUUGAUCAGCCUUUGACUGAAAUGCAGAACUCGAUUUUUACUGUAGUGUGUCAGAUAUUUCAAAUCAUAUGUAAAUACAUGCACAGUUUUCUUCUUUUUUGGUUAAAGGCAUGUCUGUUUUUUUCUAUUUUGUUCAUAGCAUUGAUGGAGUUAAGUUUUUAUAUUCAUCACACUAUUUAGUUUUGAAAAUCAAGGCAGUGCAUCUAUACAUGGAAUAUUUAUUGGUUGUCCUUGAGUCAUGUUCACUAUGCACUUGGGGCAAUCUCAUUAGCAUCAGAUUUCUGGACAUUUUGUGAGUGCACAUCAAGAACUGCAUUAGGAAAAGACCUCUAAACUUGGAGACAAUCUUGAUACCAGCUCUUAUAAUAAUGUUUGGAAUCAUCAGAAGGAAUUGCAAUGUUUAAUGACAUACACGCAAAAACUGAACCACAGAAUUUUUUUUUUAAUAUUUAAUGUCCAGUUUGUGCUCACAAGGAUUUCUCCACCAGCUAGAUGUAAUGCACAUGAGCCGUCAUUUUUAUUCUGUCGCUUUCAGACACAAAACAUUCUUACAGUUUGUCAUCACAGAAGGAUUGGAUUCUUCAUUUCUCAGGAGAGAAAAGCAAGAAUUGCAUCCCAAGACGUCAACAGAACAGUAAAGACAACAUCUGUAUUGUUGUUGGUAUUUUUGUGAAGGUUUUCAAAAAUGCAGUAACUGAAGGUCAGCUAGUUUCUUUCUUGUAUAGUGAAUAACCUUUUCACAUUAGCAUUAUCAUGUGUUACUAACAGGGUUG
Megalobrama amblycephala (Wuchang bream) is the source of this 2569-nucleotide messenger RNA. RefSeq names its product phospholipid phosphatase related 2a (gene plppr2a). The record is from RefSeq and is a predicted model, not a curated record. The transcript is spliced from 8 exons. Bases 389 to 1375 code for a protein of 328 amino acids. Gene Ontology annotation, molecular function: phosphatidate phosphatase activity. NCBI's taxonomy places the organism in Eukaryota, Metazoa, Chordata, Actinopteri, Cypriniformes, Xenocyprididae. Gene Ontology annotation, biological process: phospholipid metabolic process; phospholipid dephosphorylation; signal transduction.